Molecule: messenger RNA, 5758 nt
Organism: Porites lobata
Lineage: Eukaryota; Metazoa; Cnidaria; Anthozoa; Scleractinia; Poritidae
Source: the annotation of a GenBank genome assembly
AUGGAUAAUCAAAAUAACCGUAUAACAGAAAUCGAUAAUGAAGGAAACCAUGGCGAAGCUACUGAGAAACCUUCGAGAAUUUGUGAUCAGGAUUCAAUCUCAGCAAACGUGAAAUGCGAAGAAGAUACUUCAUCGCGCUCUUCAUUGCAGGACUCGCAAUCAAAACCAACACCAGGGAACUCUUCUCAGACCGUGGACGUAGUGGAAAUAAGCAGCGAUGAUGAACUUCAAAUUGUGGAAGUGAGCAUGACGGAAAGCGUCAAAAAAGCAGCUCCGGGCGAUGGAACUGAUCGUGACCAAAAUCCAAGCUCGUCGACAACGACGUCUGGAAGAACAAGUCCAAAAGACAUUACAUGCUCUGUUUGUCUCAGUGAAUAUGAGAACAAAGCUUUUCUAGACAAGUGUUUUCGUAUCCUUGAAGCUUGUAUUUGUGUUCAUUGGCUUCUUGCGUAAUGCUAGCUUUUACAAAAUUAAGGCUUAUUCUAAGGUUACGAUUGUUCAAAAGGUGGAUUGUCAGGAUUUAAACGGAAGUGAAUUCCUUCAUACGUAUCUCACCCUUGCUCCAAUUAAGAAGUUCUUUUCCGGGUACUCCGGUUAAGGAACUAACAAAUACAAGGCCACUCAUGUCCACCUUGUUGGACGGCUUUAAAGAAGGAGACAUAUAACAAUAGACGCUUUAAAACCCAACAUUUCUAAACUUCAUUUCGACCAGGAAUGGUAGAGGAAGAACCAUUAUGUAAAUGUGCUACCUCUAAAUCAUUGUUAUUUAAGCUUAUUUGUUAAUAUUUAUUUUAAUAUUUUUCUAGAGGAUAGAUUUCUGCCCCAUUGUUCUACAAUGAGGCAGCAAAACAAUGAAGCAGAUAUGGACUGUCCACUUGCAUGCAUUUUACCUUAAUCAUCCAUUUAGAUGCUUUUUGUUACUUCUGUAUUUUGCAAUGGUCCGAGAUAGUCCAGACAUGCCCUCUGUGUAAGUCAAGCUUCAGUUCUAUAAUUCAUAGUGUCAAAUCUAUGGACAACUACCAGCAGGUAAUUAAGUUCUCACAUCUUUAUCAAAGAUUGCUUGGUGCUCACAUCAUGUCCCUAGUUCUUGUUGCUGGAAUGUUAAUUCCUUCAGGUUGAAAAUCAAGCAACAUUGAUUCCAGGGGCUUAAUCCUUUACGUCAUGGAAGUGACGAAAAUCAACUUUCUCCUAACAAUAUCAAUACAUAAUUAAGAGAAAAUGUUGUGAGAAUGUAUAAAGUAAUCACUUCAUGGAAAAUGCUUUGAUCUUCAAGAAAAUUCUCCCAACUAAUUCAUUAAGGAAAUAUAUGGAUCAGUUUUGAGAAUUUGUAUGUGGAUAUUAAGGGUUAAGGCAGGUCCAGGCCCAGGAAUGUCAGAAAAAAGGGGGUUCGGGGAUGGUCUCAACUCCUUACUCAAGGUCUAGGUUACAUGAAUAAUUUAUUGAUUUAUUGAUUACAGAAAGUUUGGAAGCAUCUAUGUCCAGAAAUUAAGAUGCUGAAAACAGAUUUUCACAAUAUUUUAUAAAAUGAAAUUUUGGCUUGUUUUGAGCUACUUUGGGAAUUGAAAGUAUUAAGCCCUGGCAGCUGUUAGCCCUAUUAAGUUCCAAGUAUGGUUUUAUUUCAUUUUAGUUUAUUUGUUUGUUUGUUUUUUUACAGCAUUACUUAUCAAAACCAGAAGUCAACAGUACGGCAAUUCAGCAUCAGUCUCAAAGUGAUGGAAGACGGUUCCGUUAUCGAACAACAUUAGCAGAUGGGAGUCAGCAUCGGCAACAGACUCAUAGAAGACAACAGGGAGUGAAUGACGCUUGGGGUCAAUGGGAGCAACGACGGCAGGCUCAUUUGUCAUUACAGAGAAACAGAGGGUUCAUAGCUAGGGAACGGAGAAGGUGCAUACAUGUACUUCUGUUUUUAUGUCUUUUUAAUAUACUCUAGGUACUAGCUCAAACAUUCUGCCUUCUUUUGGCUCUUACUUCAUGAAUAGGACUUAGUUACAUGUAACAAAGGGGAACAAAACACCAUCAGAAUUCUGUAUUUCUUCGAACUGGGUUUUUCCUUUUUGUUCCAUUAACUCUGUUUCAAAGUCUCAUGAUGCAUAAAAAGCAUUCACUAGUGAGAACUGCUCCUAUGAACCUGUAUUCAUUUGUUUGGCUAACAAGAUAUUGAUCUUAUACUAUAAAACAAACACAGGACCAUUUACAGUGGCAAUCUAUGGGUGCAAGGAGUAAGUCAGACAGGACGACCUCGGCAGAGAGAUAUUUGUAAGUGAAAUUUACCACCAGUAUAACAACUACGAAAGAAUAGUUCAUCAACAUGACUCUAUAUAGUAUUUAAGCAAAUUUAUCACAGACGCCAAUUCCAAUAUUACAAAUAAAUAUUACAUAUUUGUGGUGUAUUUUUUCCUAAUUAAAUUGUUUACAUAUUCCAUAGCUCCGGCAUUUUUUCGCGUCAACCCUGCUUGUUCCCAUCGUUUGAUUCCAUGGCUUAACAGAGAUCUGAGAGUGUUACUGCACGACGAGGAGAGUCAUGUUAAUUUUCUUCUUCAGAUUAUUUUGUCUCUCAUCACCAAGUGAGUAAUUAAGUCUUGGUUCCCUUUAAUAUGCUUAAGGAAUGAUCUUAAAUAGUCCAAGAAAAUACAGCUUUUUGUUUCACAUUUUAAUGCCAUCCAAAAGACUGCAAGUGACUUAGGAAAACCCCUUGACAGCCAGAAGUAUGUUGAAAUGGUUUCUUUCCAUGUGAAACUGCGGCAAAAAAUGUAGAAGGCUACGCCAAUUAUGUUAAGCACAGGAUACAAAUAGACUGUCAAGGAUACUGGGCUGCCUGUGGUUAAGGGAUUUUUCCUUUUUUUGUCCCACCAUUUUGAGUCGGAAGAAGGCCCUGGAACUAGAUCAGUACUUCAAAGUCAAAUUUUGACAACUUGGUUCAAAUAAUUCAAAAAUCAGUGUAGUACUAGAUUGAAAUUAACAGAAAGUAACAAAAAACCAUAAUAUAAAAUAACAUAAUAUAAAAUAAUAUAACCAUAACCAUAAUAUAAAAUAACAGAAUAUAAAAUAACAGUAAAUAAAAUAACAGUAAAUAAAAUAACAGAAAACCAUUCAAAAUGUCGCAUGAAAAAUACAAUGGUUACAUGACCAAAUAAUUCUAAUAUUUCAUCCGAUUUAAAAAAGUUCAACUAACAGUAGUAUAAUAUGAUUAUAAAGUAAACGAAACCCAGGAUCAGAGGCAUUUUGUAAACUGUAAUUUUUAUCUUGUUUUUUUUUUCCCCAGGGUUGAGCUCACUUCAGAAGACUUUUGUAAUCAACUGCGCCCUUUUCUGUUUGACCAAACAGAACAUUUUAUUCACGAAUUUAUAAGCUUUGCUCGUUCGCCAUUUGAUAUCACUGCUUAUGAUGAGCGUGCGCAGUAUAGCUGGCCUAACGAGUCACGUGACCAAGUUAGAGACACGCCCACAGUGUUCAACAGUAGUUCUGCAGGUUUGGAUCAAUUAUCUAACUGUACUUUUUUCUCUUUGUCUUAAUGCUUUCUUGAAUCGCGCGACUUCGAAAGACGUGCGUCGUCAGUAAUGAGGAUGCUUGUGUGUAUUAGUCAGCAAAAGCUUUCAAAUCUCCAACGACAAAAAAAAAUUGCAGAGAAGCGCAGAACGCUACAAUGAAUUCAGAGGGUUCUCUUGGAGAAUACCUCAAGCAGAGAAACGUAUGCUGGACGUCACCCAAAGGGUAGAACAACUAUAGUGGAACCUCGAUUUAACGAAGGACCAAGGGACUGGCAAAGUGUUCUCAAUACCGAAGUUCUUUUUCAUAUAUUUCACUAUUACUUGGGUAAAGAAAAUCGUUCCUUAUACCGAGGGCUUCGGUUUAUAGAGGUUCGUUAUAUCGAGGUUCCACUGUUGAAGACACGAGAUGUACAUGUAUUGUCGUUGUGUCAGUCUUGCGUACAAUAUAGUUCCUGUGCAACCAUUUCCGCAGCUGCCACUUGCGUGACGAGUUACUGGUUCUUUCGUUGAGUGUCGAUGUUUGCUGAAAUUUAUUCAUUUGCUUGUCCUUUUUUUCGUUGGUUCAUGUUUGGCUUCUCUUUGUUCUUGUCAUGCAGGUUGGCAAACCCCAGCACCAGGCCCGUCUGGAGUAUCUCUGUUUGAUUUGUCCGAAACAGACUGGAACAGAGAUUCUCCAGUGUUACGAAUCGACGUCACCAACUGGUCUCCUGAUUCAUCUCCAGGCCAAGCAGGAAAUUUUGAGCCCAGUACAAUGGGGACUGUGACCAUCUCAUCAAGCAACUCUUCCCAGACUGUAUCAGUGGAAAAUUUAGAAAGCGAUGAACGUUCUAAUGGUUCCCCCUGUUUUAAUGUGGAAAGGAAGAGACGUAUUUCGGUCACUGAGACGACAAGCAAUGGGGAAAAUCGCGGAAAAUCGAGAAAAAAGCAUAGUAAACACAAACAUAAACAUAGGCAUAAACACAAGCGCAGGCAUGAGCGUAACGAUUCGCUGAAGUAUAACAAAAGCAGACGUUCUGACAGCCCGGAAAGACACCCCAGUAUGCCAGGUCCGAGCAAUCGCGUUUCCGUUGAUUCGUCGAUAACUGAAAUCCCGGUAGAUGUCAUUAUUUUAAGUGAUGACACGGCCUCGCCGGAUGUUUUUGAUAGUAAUAGCAAGUCUAGAGGCAUUGAUUUCUCAAAUUGCCGCGGAAGAAGAAAGCGGAAGCCGUCAUUAUCGCGGUCUCCGCCAUCAAGAUCUACAAGUAAAGGCGAAAGGAGCCUGGGAAGUAGUAAUAGACAUCGGUCCAGGUCAAGGUCAGAAUCAAGGGAGAAAAGAAAAACUAGCCCGCGUGGUGAGAGGUCUUUAUCUAGAUAUUCAGAAGCUCAUACACGUCGUGAAAAUUCUUGUUCGAGAAAGACAACGAAAGCUUAUCGUCGAUCUAGAUCUAGGGAGGGUGCUUCGCGCUCACGGGAACAGAGCAAAGAAAGAUUUAAUAGGGGGAAGAAAUCGCGAUCACGAUCACGAUCGAGACAGUCGGAUUCAAUCUCCCAAAAACGACAUCGCUCGAAAUGGGAAAGACGUUCUCGGGAGGAUUCAUUGCAUGAACAAUCCAACUCUUCAGGCUUUAUAAAGAAAAAAUACGAACGAGAAAAACGGAGGUCGCACUCUCGUUCUUCGAGUCCGUCACAGUCUCGAUCAAAAGGGAAGACAGCUCUGGGCUCUCGAGGAGCGAAAUCUAGAACAUGGAGGAAAAGUGACCGUGAUCCACAUUUGCGAUCUAUAUCGCCGUUGCCGAUACGGCACGAAUCUUCCUCAUUUUCACGCGAUUCUAGAUCGCGUUCUCCAAAGAGAGACUCUCGAUCACGAUCACGACAUCGAUUGUCACUGUCUUCAUCACGAAAUCUUACAGACACUUCACUAAAUUCACGUUCUCUGUCACAAAAGGCAAUUGAGUCAAAAGCAAAUUCAGCUUCAGAGUCGAAAGAAUCAACUGACCAGAGUAAUGAGCAUAUCAGGAAGGAAAUUGAAGAUUUAGAACUUCGUAUUAAUGCAGAUAAGAAGCGAUUAUUAAAACUACUUAUCAAGCAGGAGAGAACGAAAGGCGAUGGAAUUACAGCCACCGGCGAGGAAACUGAAAGUGCACCGCGUGAAGAAGACCGUCUCUGACCUUGAUACCUGAAAUGACAAUCAGCCUAAAACGCAGUAGACUGCGUAGCACAGCAGGCACUUGAAAGUAAUGGGCGCACGAACGAACGGGGCUCGCGUGCCCGCGUUCUCUCUCUCAAGCGCU